Molecule: messenger RNA, 1239 nt
Organism: Rotaria socialis
Lineage: Eukaryota; Metazoa; Rotifera; Eurotatoria; Philodinida; Philodinidae
Source: the annotation of a GenBank genome assembly
AUGUCAAUAUCAUCAAAUGAUUUAAUUCCGACAAUUUAUGAUGUCAGUCGAGCUAUUUUUCGUCAUUUACCUAUUCGUUCAGUGGAUUCAUGUUCGUUAGUUUGUCAAUCAUGGACUCCUAUUGCUCGUUUAACUAAAGAACAUCGUCAUACAAUUCAUACAUUAUCGUAUCCAUCAGAUCUCUCAACUUCAACAAGUCAAAAUUCUUAUGAUUUAUCUGAUUUUGACACAUACAUUUCGUCAUAUAUAAGUAAUAAUCUUUGGUCAUUACCAUCGUUGGCAUUAGUCGUUACAACGAAAAGUUUAGAUAGAAAAUGUUUUAUUUCAUUAUCAAGUUCGUCACCAACAACAAAACAUUCAAAACGAACUCGAUCACAAACUACAGCUAGACAAACCAAAAUGUUAAACAUAUCACAAGCAUUGAUUCGUCAUUUAAAUAGAUCAUGCAAAAUUUUACAAACAGUAUCAACCGGUGUUGUUGUCACAAGUGAUGAAAAUCAAUCGUACGAAAUUGAAAUAGACAAUGCCAUGGGGAUUCUAUUUUUGCCAAGAUUUCCAUCGAAUAUUUUUGGAAUAUAUCCAUUUGAAAUUAAAUAUAAUACAAAAAUAUCUGAUAGUAUGUCUCGCUCAGAUUUACAUCAUUUACUUGGUGGUGUUCCUGAUGAUAUACCAAUUCGAUGUGUUAUCUUUUUCUUUACUGGACGUCAGUCACAUAGUGUUGACUGUAUUAAAAAACUACUUGAGUUUUACUCAACAGACGUCGCUAUUAUUGGUGGUGUUGUGAAUAAAAUUCGUUAUGAUGACCGAGAAAAUCAACAAAAACCAUUGGUAUAUAAUACAUGUGGCCUUGUUUUAACAGGCGAUCCAAAACAUUUAAAUAUUAAACAAAUUCUAUUAAGAAGUCAUAUAAAUACCCGUGAAGCUGUCCAAGAAAAAUUAAAACAAUUAAAAUCGAUUGAAAACAAUGAAUGCUUAUCAUUUGGUAUACAAGUUAGUUGUGUCGCUCGUGGUGAAGCAGUUUACAAUGGAGAAAAAAAUGUUGAAUGUUCAGAAUUUCGAAGUCUAUUUCCUAAGAUACCGUUAAUUGGAAUUUUUGGAAAUGGAGAAAUCGGUCAUGAUUAUUUAUUAAAUGAUACUGAAGCAUCACAAAAAGAACGAGCAAGUACCAAAAAAAUAGCAAUCAAUGAUGUAUUUCAUACCUAUUCAACUAUAUUUUCGCUUAUUUCAUUGCGCAUGUGA